Stylonychia lemnae is the source of this 3348-nucleotide messenger RNA. The record is from the annotation of a GenBank genome assembly. NCBI's taxonomy places the organism in Eukaryota, Ciliophora, Spirotrichea, Sporadotrichida, Oxytrichidae.
AUGGAGCAAACGAAGAUUGGAAACCCUAGGAAACCCGAUGUGACUUUUAGUGCCUAGUUGAAGGAUGGAAACAAAAUAGAAGUUAAUUAGCAGCAUGAGGAUAAAGCCACUUUUAAAAGAAGAGGAGAUGGCUUAGCUGAUUUCUUAACGCUCAAGCAGUCUUUUUAAAAGAUGAAUUCAGAACUUGAAGGGGCAGAUAGGAGAAUAAAGUCAUUAGAAGAUUAUUUUCAUAAAUAAUCGAUACUUGCUAAUUCAACAGAAUUGGUUACGAAUCAGUCGCUCCAAAAUUACUUGGACACUUUAACAGCUCAUAUCAAUGCCCAGUUUCAACUUAAACUUGAUGAGUAAAACGUCUAACUUAAUAAGAUUCUAACAUCAUUCAAAUCAGAGAUCUAAGGCUUUUUGAAGGAGAAAGCAAACAAGGCUUAAGUACAGAGAGAUCAAGCAUAUGUGCUGGAGAAGGCAGUAUUAAUUGAAACUAAACUGGACCAAAUAUUGACUGGAAAGUAUUAUGAAUCAAUCCUAGAUAAAAGACUUGAGACUAAAGCUGACUAAACUGAUCUAGAGAGCGUUCAAAAGAAUAAGGCUGACUCUGUGGAAGUCAAAGACUGUGUUGAUAAGAUUAACAGGCUAGAAAUUCUAAUUCAUGAAGGCCUCUAUGUCGAUGAGGAAGACGAGGAGGAGUAAACAAUUUAUGGAGAAGAUGAUGAAGUCGACCCUGAGGAACUUAAGGAUUAAGUAAAUAAUUCCGACCAUAAUCAAUCAAUGAUGAGCAUAACUAAUAUAAAACCUCCACCAGAACAUGUUAAAAAAAUUAUUAGGAAUACUAGAAAUGAUAAUGUCCUGAGAGGAAGUUCAGAAUUUUCAAGAGAUGACAACCAAGGUGCAGCAAUAACUGUAGAAGAAAAUCAAGACGCACCUCAAUCAAAGAGCACUGAUGUUGGGGCAAAACUAUAGAGAGAAAAUAAUGAUAGUGUAGCUAGAAAUCAAUUGCAAUCUCAAAAAGGGAAAAAACAUCAGAAAAACCAAAAUAAUAAGUCUAGCUAAGGUAAAAUCCCAAUUUAAAAUCAUGGUUUCCUACCGGCUGAAGAAAUCAAGCUAGAGACUAGCCUUCAUGCUUAAUCAUUGAUGAGUCCUAAAAAUCAUUCUGGAAAAGGGAGCACACAUGGAAAUCCAGACUUCGCUCAACUUAACACGAGGAACAACACGGCAGUUACACCAAGAGACCACUCCACGAGAAAGAAGAAUUCCAAGAAGGACUCAUAGAAGUAGAUACCUGAUCACAUAAUUGAGAUAAUAAAUAGAGACCCUUCACCAAGGCAUUAAGCUACUGCUGUGAGUAUAUCAAUUAAUGGGGAGCAAACUAUAACAGAAGAGCCACAUAAUAUGCCUAGUAUUGGAGUUAAAAUAAGUGUUGGAGGAAAGAGAAAGUAAUAGGAGACUAACUCUAACUAUGACAACCAAGACUUGAAUGUAAGUCAUGGUCACACAACUCUGAGGGAUAAAACUCCAUUAAAUAACCUGAUAAAUGAUCUUAUGUCUAAUAACUCAUCUAUGAAGAGAACUUCAAAAUGGUCAUCGCCAAGGAGGAGAGCUUUGCAAGGAAUUAAACGUGGAUAGAGCUCUGACUAGAAUGAAAAGAAUUUGGAACUAGAGAACUUAAAGAAGGAGCUGGUUAUAAUCAAUCACAGACUUAAGGAAAACUCUGAAAAUGUAAUGAUUUAUAAGUCUGACAUUAACUAAAACAUUAACAAAUAGAUAAAAAUACUCUAAACAGACAUAAAGCUGCCUCAGACAUUCGUAAACGAGAACCAUAUUAAGAUUCUAAAACUGCUCAGACAGUAUGAUACCAUGGCUCAGAAAAUAAAUGAGCAAGAAACUUAUGAUGAAAAGCUCAAGAGAAAGUACUUAAAAUAAACUAUCAAUUUAGAAAAGGAUGCUAACCACUUGAAAAGUGUUCAAGAGCAAGAGAAGGAGUACACAAGGGUCAAGCUUAAGACUUUGGAAACAGAAUUUGUGGUGAUUAAGCAAAACCAGGAAUAUGUUAAAAAGGUCCUCAGUUCUACCAAAUAAUAAACUGCAGCAAUCGGAGCAACAAACAACUCUCUAUAGAUAAAUGUUCAAGAUCCCUCCAUUUUCAUAACCUAGGAUCAAAACUCGUAUCCGAAUAUUAAUCUUGGCGGCUCUACUAAUAGGUCUUAGAUUAAUUACACUCCAUAGCUUUAAACUCAGUCUAUUAGUACUAAUCUCAAUCUUGUUGCUAUGAAUACUAUCCAGACAGACUUUGAAUACUUCAAGUCAUUUGUUUUGCAGAAGAUAUAAGGAGUGUACUAAAAGAUAGAGGAAGAAAAGCAGCCACUUCUUGAUGAGGUUCAGAAUCUCAAAAGAGAAAAUGAGUCGUUUUUGAGAGAACUAGACAGGUUUGAUGCUCUCUACAGAAACAUGCUCAAUGACUAUAUCAACAUUCUCGAAGAAAAUAAGUCCUACAUCUAAAAGUAGAGUGAACUUGAAAAAUAGCUAGCAACAAAUAAAAACUACAUAAAAAAUGCAACUUUCUAGUAUUUUGGGCAGGGUAAUCAGAUGAUUCAUAACACAAAAUUAUGCUCUUUACUUGAAGGUGGUUUAUACGAUCCGAAGAAGUUCGGCUAUGGAGACGACACUCUUGGCAUGCAGAAAUUAGAUUCAGUUACAGCUAAGCUAGUCGACACUAAAAGAAAACUAAAGCAAACAUUUGAAUAGGACAUGAUAGAGCAGUUGGGAGCCACUGAACUCAAUUCUAAAAGAAAACUAGGAUCUCCCAUGCAUAAUCUUAGUCAAUCAAUAUCAAGAUUAGGAUCCAAUGAUUUUAGAGCUAGGACUUCUGCGAUAGUUGAGGCUUCUUCUAAGUAAAUCAAUAAGAUUGACUUUAGCGAGUUGCCUGAAAACCAAAUUAAGAAGAAUGAUCCAAGGACAGGACAUCAGAGCAUGCGAAAAAGGAACACGAUAAAUUCAUCUCAAUUAAAUAACACCCUUGAAUCUCAUUCAACUUAAAAUACCAGGCUGAAAAGCAUAGAACUUUACAAGCGAAUGAUUCAUAAUCAAUUCAAUCAAACACUUAGUCCAAGUACUGCUUUAGAUGUUGUUAGCUCCAUUUAAAAUCAAAAUGUAUUGAAUGAUAGCUUCUAACAACAAAGCAUUAAUAAAACUCCUAUGAGUCUGACAACUCCAAAUAGUCCAUUAAGAGCCAAGUUUGGCACAAAGGAUCCUUUCGCUUAGAUAAGGAAAAACCAAGCCUCACCUUAAUUGAUUGGGGAAAAAGAUAACCACACAAUGUAGCUGAAAAGGUUCAACUACAUUUAGCAAUAAUGA